Molecule: messenger RNA, 990 nt
Organism: Ictalurus furcatus (blue catfish)
Lineage: Eukaryota; Metazoa; Chordata; Actinopteri; Siluriformes; Ictaluridae
Exons: 2
Coding region: 1-768 (255 amino acids)
Molecular function (GO): GTP binding
Source: RefSeq, a predicted model, not a curated record
AUGGCAGACAGCACCAGCUACUGGAGUAGUGCAACAACCAUGGCUGUCUCUGGAGAACCUUUGCGCAUGGUCCUCCUUGGUAAGACAGGGGUUGGCAAAAGUGCCACAGGAAACACCAUUCUGGGUAGGAAGGCCUUUGUGUCUGAAGUCAGAGCCUCAUCUGUUACCAAGGAAUGCACAUCUCAAACAGAAGUAAUCAACCUACAAAGAAUUACAAUCAUUGACACACCUGGGUUAUAUGACACAUCAAUGUCUCUUGACUUUAUUGUGCAAGAAACUAUGAGAGGCAUGAAGCUGGUAGCUCCUGGUCCUCAUGCGUUUCUUCUUCUGCUUGAUGUGAGGCGUCACACUGAAGAGGAAAGAAACACUGUCAAGAAAUUUCAAGAAAUCUUUGGUGAUGAUGUGUGCCAGCAUAUGAUUGUAGUGUUCACUCAUGGAGACGAUCUUGAGUUUGAUGAAAAACCCAUAGAUGACUACAUCCGUGAGGCUGGACCUGAUCUUCAUCAGCUGUUAUCAUCAUGUGGAUGGAGGUAUCAUGUUUUUAACAACAGGUUAAAGGACCGCAACCAGGUAUUCAACUUUCUGCAGACAGUUAACAAGAUGGUGAGAAAUAACAAUCAUAGCUACUAUAGCUAUGAACUGUUUACAACUGCAGAGGCUCUGAAAGCGGCAAGAGCAUCUGAAAAAGAGAUAGAAAUGAGAAUGGCAGAAUUGGAGUAUAAAGUGCGGAAACUGCAGCAUAAAACCAACCUAUGCAUUAUACUGUAGUGGAGAAUAUAUGAUAAUAUGAUAAACAAGACAAAAUCAGAUAAUAUAAAAUAAAUAGUAGUGCAUUCAUUUUCAUUUUGAAAGGCUUGAAGUACAAUAUUUCUGCAUAUAAUACCUACUGAUAACCUUUUUGUUGGGAAUUAUGAAGGUCUUCCUGUCUAAAUAUAUUGAUAUCAAGUGUUCAUUAAAGCAUUGAUAUUUCUGUUUCUGUUUCUUUUAGCA